CAUUGUCUGAUUGUCAUCGUUACGUUAUUCGUCAUCUACCUAACCUACCUACAUCGCUUCGCUAUGUAAAUAUGUUGUCAAAUUGGCAAGAUAAACUACUAACAUUUAUACAUCCCUAAAAAGUAAGCUUUUAGUAAUCAUUGAAUUUAGUAAUUUUAUUUUUGAUUUGAGAGUUGUCAUCAAGUUUGUUUCCAUAGAACAAGUGGAUCGCCAGUUUUCUGAGAUACCUACCCUUCUUGAAACGUUUUUAAUACUGCAGUCUUAUUGGAAUCAAAGCCUGGAAAAAUCGUCAGGCCUAGGCCUACUUUUCAGCUCUAACCUACGGACUUAGAGGUAAUCAUUUUUAAUUUGGGUUUCUGGUAAUCUCGCACAAUGUUUUCUUUCAACAUUUUUGGGGACAUUCCAAGAACAUUUAACAAACAAUACCAAUGUUUUUCUGUGGCUAUGUUGCCAGGAAAUGAAAGAGAAGAUGUUGAGAAGGGUGGCAAAAUCAUAAUGCCUCCCUCAGCUCUUGAUCACUUGACACAGUUGAAUAUAACAUAUCCUAUGUUGUUCAAACUGACAAAUAAAAAGAUAAACAGAGUGUCUCACUGUGGUGUUUUGGAAUUUGUUGCUGAUGAGGGUAAUGUGUAUUUGCCUCGAUGGAUGAUGCACAAUCUUUUGCUGGAAGAAGGUGAUAUAAUUCAAAUUGAGAAUGUUCUGCUACCUGUUGCUACUUUUGCCAAGUUUCAGCCUCAGUCACCUGAUUUUCUUGACAUAACUAACCCAAAAGCAGUCCUUGAAAAUUCUCUAAGGAACUAUGCAUGUCUCACUACAGGUGAUGUAGUGGCGAUAAUUUAUAAUAAAAAGACAUAUGAAGUGUGUGUGUUGGAAACUAAACCAGGAAAUGCUGUAUGCAUCAUUGAAUGUGACAUGAACGUAGAGUUUUCAGCUCCAGUUGGCUAUGAAGAACCGAAAAAACCUGAAAAGGUACCAGACUACGAAAUGGAUCACGAUAGUCUCAUGCCAGAACCUAAGGGCUUUACACCUUUCACUGGCGAAGGUAAUAUUCUUGACCAAAAAAAGAAAAAGAAGAUAAGUCAAGAAUCUUCCAGCAGUAAAUCACAGAAUGUAUCUAAAGUCCCAUAUCAACGAGGUAUUCCAGACUACAACUAUACUGUUGGAACGCUAACCUUCAUAAGAAACAACAGACCGUUGCCUGAAAAAGAAAAUAAAGAGCCCUUAAACGAUUUCAAGCCAUUUUCAGGGUCUGGCCAAUCUCUUCGCCAGGCAAAAGCCCAUUAAAGUGUUAGCCGUUCAAACAAACGUUCUAUUGCUAUUAAAACACAGUGUUUUUUUAAAAGGUUUUAUUUCGUAAAAAUUUAUAUAAAGACAAAAAAGUCAGGUUUCAAUCAUUUUUUUUAAUUUUAAAUUUAUCACUUUGGAACUGGUACAACUAUUUUGUUGUCUUGUUUAAUACCUUUGUAUGAAAUUGUUGAUUCUUUUAAAACAUAAAGCGUGUACCUACUGUAGUGAGCAAUCAAAAGAAAUCUUGUAUCCGACCCAUGAAUAAUAGCUUGAAUCUGUUUAUUUCAAUAAUAAAGUUUGUGAUAAAUUUAUUUGUAAUUCAAUAAAAUUAUCAUCAACA
Molecule: messenger RNA, 1627 nt
Organism: Macrosteles quadrilineatus (aster leafhopper)
Lineage: Eukaryota; Metazoa; Arthropoda; Insecta; Hemiptera; Cicadellidae
Product: ubiquitin recognition factor in ER-associated degradation protein 1-like
Exons: 1
Coding region: 373-1284 (303 amino acids)
Cellular component (GO): VCP-NPL4-UFD1 AAA ATPase complex
Molecular function (GO): polyubiquitin modification-dependent protein binding
Source: RefSeq, a predicted model, not a curated record